Messenger RNA from Erigeron canadensis, 1431 nucleotides. Its product is annotated as cytochrome b561 and DOMON domain-containing protein At5g35735-like. Lineage: Eukaryota; Viridiplantae; Streptophyta; Magnoliopsida; Asterales; Asteraceae. Bases 141 to 1298 code for a protein of 385 amino acids. The record is from RefSeq and is a predicted model, not a curated record. The transcript is spliced from 3 exons.
AACUAACCCAUUUGUCUCGAUCUAUCUAUCUCUCUCUAUAUAUUACACACAAACUUUAUUACUCUCAUCAACUUUCCUUUCUUUACACAACUUUUUUAAUACAUUUUGAUCUUGAACACAACCCACCACAACAUUUUCAAAUGGGCAAAUCAUUUCACUCAACUUUGUUCAUUUUGAUAACCAUAUUAACCAUAGCUUAUGCACAAAAUUGCAACACUGUUACAUUCUCAAACAACAAUGUGUUUGCAACAUGUGUUACUUUACCUGUUUUAAACUCACAACUUCAUUGGAACUAUCAUCCAACAAAUGCUAGUGUUGAUGUGGCCUACCGACAAACCGGAGUCUCAAACUCACAAUGGGUGGCUUGGGGACUUAAUGUUGGUGGGUCUGGUAUGGUUGGAGCUCAAGCUCUAGUUGGUUUAAUAAGCUCCAAUGGGUCGGUUCAAGGCUAUACUUCAUCGGUUAGUGGUUAUGGGACUGGUUUGCAGCCUAGUGACUUGAGUUUUGAUGUGCCUAGGAUCAGGGCUGAGAUGGUUAAUGGUGAUGUGGUGAUUUAUGCAACUUUGGUGUUGCCUGCUGGGAGGACUAGUUUUAACCAGGUGUGGCAAGUGGGUCCUGUUACCAAUGGAGCUCCAGGGAUCCAUCAGAUGGGUAAUGCUAAUAGGAAUUCAGUUGGGAAUGUGGACUUUUCUACUGGCCAAACCACGGCUAACAGUGGUAGCGUUGGUGGUUCACGGCGGCGCAAGAGAAAUACUCAUGGAGUGCUGAAUGCUGUGAGUUGGGGAGUAAUGAUGCCGAUGGGAGCCAUGGCUGCAAGAUAUCUAAAGGUGUUCAAGGGAGCUAACCCAGCCUGGUUUUACAUCCAUGUUACUUGCCAAGCUUCAGCCUAUAUUGUUGGUGUAGCAGGAUGGGCCACUGGACUCAAACUAGGAAGCGACUCCACCGGUAUCAGAUAUAAUACUCACCGCAACAUCGGAAUUGCUCUAUUUGUCCUUGGGACUAUUCAGGCGUUCGCUCUGCUCCUGAGACCAAAACCAGACAACAAAUACAGAUUUUACUGGAACAUUUACCACCACAGCAUGGGAUACGCUGUCAUCAUCCUGAGUAUCAUCAAUGUAUUCAAGGGGUUAGAUAUCUUGGACCCUGAGAAGAAGUGGAAGAGGGCCUACAUCGGAAUACUUAUCUCUUUGGCAGUCAAUGCCGUUAUUUGGGAAGCUUACACAUGGUUCAUUGUUUUGAAAAGGAAGAAAGAAGACAAAAGAACACAUGUGGGCAAUGGCUACGGCCAAUCGGCAUAGAGGUGACGCCUGUGGCUAAACGAUCAAAUGCUAAUUUAUAUUCUAUGUUUUGAUGAUUUAUUGAGAGGAUUUAUAUUUUGGAUAUGACUGUAAUCUUUUUAGUGGUAUAUAUUAUGUAUUAAACAUUUCAUCA